Messenger RNA from Larimichthys crocea (large yellow croaker), 961 nucleotides. Its product is annotated as coiled-coil domain-containing protein 171. The record is from RefSeq and is a predicted model, not a curated record. The transcript has 5 exons. The annotation marks the transcript as partial. NCBI's taxonomy places the organism in Eukaryota, Metazoa, Chordata, Actinopteri, Sciaenidae.
UUUGACCUCUGUGUCCUCCCAUCAGGCCUUGGUGUCCACCCUCCAGCAGCACUUCCUGCUCUUCAGCCAACGGCUGCACUCGGCCGAGGUGGAGAGGCGGAGCCUGAGGCUGGAGGUGGCCAAUCUGAAGAGAGGACUGCGGCAGGAGAGAGAGGAGACGGUGCCUGCAGAAAGGUUCCACCGUGUGUGUGCGCAGCUCCGUCAGGCGCUGAGCAGGGAACAGGAAGCCCAAACACUGCUGCAGGAACAGACCAAUCAGCUGCAGAUACACAGCGCCGAGCAGGCCGACACACACACACUGAGCCACACGGCACAGGAGGCGAGGCGGAAGGAGCGCUCGCUGAGGAUUCUGGGUAAACACCUGUGUGGGCUUCAGAGGAACAGGAAACAGCUGGAGGUGAGACUGCAGCAGGUGGAGGAGGAGCUGAGGGAGGCCGACAGACGUAAACAUCGUCUGAUCGUCGACAUGACGGCUGCUGAGGCCAGCUACAAGGAGCUGCACACUCUCAUCCAAUCACGUCGCUCCCGGUCAGCUCAGCCCCGCCCCCCGCUGCCGUUACCUAGAGAGCACCUGGAGAUGAGCGGAGCAGAGAGCAUGAUGGGAGCUCCAGAGCUGGUGGCGUACCAGAGUCUCCUCUCCACCUUCGCUCAGCUCCAUCACACCUGCAGCUCCAGGAUCAACUGGCUGGAGGAAGAAGUCUCCGCCCACCAAAGUCACGUGACCGCUCUGCGCCGCGAGCUGCAGGACAAGUUUCCGUCAGCUGACCCUGUUCCCCUCUCUGAUUGGUCCAAAGAGCCAUCAGUCAGUUUAAGCUCCGCCCCCUCAGCGGACCUCUCUGAACCUCCAAAGACGAAGGCGACAAAAGCCGCGAAGAACAGAGGAGGGAGACGACGGACAGGGAGUGAGGAAAGAGACGUAGUCUCCGUGACGCUCCCCGCCAGAAUGUCUAAAACCCAGGGU